CUCAUCAGCCUACUUCUCAUUCGCAGAACAGUGCUGAUGAUCAUGUCAAAACCAUGACCUAUUGGUACACCAUCUCCGCUGUUCAUGAGUCGAGAGCGCUUCGACAUCCAAUCCCUUUGGGAAGAGAGACUCGGCCGAUUAAAAAAAAACCUGUCACGGGCAACGUUGAUAAUGUAAUGUACAGUACAACUUGUUCCCUCCCUGCCGGCCCGGUUGGUGGUGGGACUCUGUUCCUCAAACACGGCCGAUAGCAGUGACGUUCCAUCCCCCUCCACCACACAAACGGGGUUGAGGUGGGAAAAUCAUCAGCAUACUUUGGGGCUUGUUGCCGCAAAAGUCUGUGAUGUCAGGCUUCUUGCGACGAGACGGGCCCCGGGGAGGGGAGAACCCCCUCGAAGGAGGGGCGUGGGCGAACCGCAAAGACUUUUUGGUCUGUCCACCUGGGUGUAAUUGCUCCCUCAUAAGCAAAGGCACCUUUCAUCUUGCCCCCCUCUCGUAUCUAUCUUUCCUCUCCGUCCUCACAAUACGAAAGCUGAAGAUACCUGAGAGUGUCCAACUACCAUCUUGCCCUUGUAUCCAUCUCUGCCCUAUACGUUAUACCUCCUCGUAUCAUAUCGUAUCGUUGUACCUUUCCCUAUCCGUGUAAACACAUCCACCCCCACGAUGAGGCUGAUUAUCCGCGACGAUGCCGAGGCCGCCAGCGCCUACGUAGCCAACUACGUCGUUGACCGCAUCAAGCACUUCAACCCUACACCGGCGCAUCCCUUCGUGCUUGGCUUGCCCACGGGAAGCAGUCCCCUCGGUGUAUACAAGAUCCUUGUUCAGAAGUACAAGGCUGGAGAGAUCUCUUUUGAAAAUGUCAUCACCUUCAACAUGGACGAAUACGUCGGCAUCCCCCGCGACCACCCAGAAUCAUACCACUCCUUCAUGUGGAAGCACCUCUUCUCCCACGUAAACAUCCACCCCCAAAACGUAAACAUCCUUAACGGCCAGAACCCGAACCUCGAAGCCGAGUGCGUCGCCUACGAGUCCAAGAUCAAGGCCGUCGGCGGCAUCGACCUCUUCCUCGCGGGCAUCGGCGAGGACGGCCACAUCGCCUUCAACGAGCCCGGCUCCUCCCUCGCCUCCCGCACCCGCGUCAAGACGCUCGCCUACGACACCAUCCUCGCUAACUCGCGCUUCUUCGGCAACGACGUUGACCAGGUCCCGCGCCUGGCCCUCACCGUCGGUGUUCAGACCGUGCUCGAGGCGCGCGAGGUCGUGGCGAUUAUCUUGGGUGCGAAGAAGGCGCUUGCGCUGCAGAGGUGUAUCGAGCAAGGGGUCAACCACAUGUGGACGCUGUCGAGUCUGCAGCUGCACCCUCACCCCAUGAUAGUCGUAGACGAGGAUGCGACGCUCGAGCUGCAAGUCAAGACGGUCAAGUACUUCAAAUCCAUCGAAAAGGUAGCCCGCGAACAAGGCUUCGAACAAAUCCUCCCCUCCAAAAUCCGCACCGGCCCAUCCCCUCCCCCGAUCCCAAUAACCCGCAUCGACGAGGUCGACACGCCCACCAUCCUCCACCCGCAGCCCACAACCUCGCGCCUGCUCCGCGCCUCCCCGGCGACAGAGUACCCCGUCCGCUCGCGCUCCACGUCCCCGGACAUCGAGCUCGUCUUCGAGAGCAUGGCCUCCCGCACAAAGACCCCCUCGGAGCAGCAGCUCCGCGCCGUGACGCCCGAUCUCGUGACGGACCGGAUGGCGGAGCGGAUCCCGGGGGUCCCUGCUGCGGUUACGGGGCGGUUGACGCCCAAUCCGGAGAAGCAGCAGCAGACGUCUUCGACGUCGAUUAGUAGGUCUGCUACGCCGGAGCUCGUUCCGGAUCGUAUGGCGUCGAGGAUCCCUGAGCCUGCGCUCGCGAGGCGGUUGACGCCGAACCCGGAGCAGCAGAUGAUGUCUAGGGUUAAUGCCGUUGGUGCUUGAAAAGACAGAGACCACUUUUUCUUCCUUCUUCUUUUUUUUCUUUUCUAUUCAAUCUGAGAUUGUUGUAAGCAUAUUGAUAUCUUUUUACACUCGCUAGAUGCCAUUUAAAGACGCAUUGCAGUAGGAAAGGAGAAGGGUUCUUUGGGGUUGAACAAGGCCUAAACAGAAUGUAGCAUAGUAGACUACGGCCAAAUAAAGGGAAAGGAAACAGAUGAAAACUUUUAAGAGACCUAGAUUUAUGACUUGGUAGUAACAAAAGAAGAAAGUUUUGUAUAAGGGAAAUCAAUAAACUCCUGGGAUGGGGGUUGACGUCCACUUGGAUGUUGCGUAAGGGG
This is a messenger RNA of Colletotrichum scovillei, 2294 nucleotides long. RefSeq names its product glucosamine-6-phosphate isomerase. The record is from RefSeq and is a predicted model, not a curated record. The transcript is spliced from 4 exons. Lineage: Eukaryota; Fungi; Ascomycota; Sordariomycetes; Glomerellales; Glomerellaceae. Gene Ontology annotation, biological process: D-glucosamine catabolic process; N-acetylglucosamine catabolic process; carbohydrate metabolic process. Bases 664 to 1959 code for a protein of 431 amino acids. Gene Ontology annotation, cellular component: cytoplasm. Gene Ontology annotation, molecular function: identical protein binding; glucosamine-6-phosphate deaminase activity.